Messenger RNA from Rhipicephalus sanguineus (brown dog tick), 3608 nucleotides. Its product is annotated as calcium and integrin-binding family member 2. The transcript has 6 exons. Gene Ontology annotation, molecular function: calcium ion binding. The coding region runs from base 128 to 931 and encodes 267 amino acids. NCBI's taxonomy places the organism in Eukaryota, Metazoa, Arthropoda, Arachnida, Ixodida, Ixodidae. The record is from RefSeq and is a predicted model, not a curated record.
GAAAUGCGAGCGCGGAAGAGCCUGUUGCUGAAUCACCGCGCGGUCGCCUCGCAGUCCGCGAUGUGUGGUUUGUUUUGGUUUAUAUAAUGCCCUAUUGGAGGCAACGUGGGGAUGGAGCGCGUUAUUCAUGCAUCUUUCGCUCCUUACUUCGGCGAGUCAUCGGACGCCUUCUCUAGAACCUCAUGUUGUGGAGUUCAAGAGAGCUCCUGACGUAGUAGUACCUGGCAAGCGCUGGUCGCAUGCCAAGAAGACGACACUCCUUUGGCAACGACGGGUUUUUACGUUUGCUCCUUCCUUUCGCGUCGGGUCGCUCUUAAGGCGGAGUGCUUUCAUUUCACCCACUCGGCGUCGUUUGAAUAACUUUUUUAUCAUGGGCCAGCAACACAGCGUUUUCACGGAGGAAGAGCUGGACGAUUAUCAGGAGCUGACUUUCUUCACGAAGAGCGAGAUAAUCGUAGCGUACGAGAGGUUCAAGCAGCUGGCACCGGAUGUGGUGUCCAAGGACCGAAAUGCCAAACUGCCGAUGGACAAGAUCCUCAACAUGCCCGAGCUAGGAGUGAAUCCGUUCCGAGACCGGAUAUGCAAGGUCUUCUCGUCGAGCAACGACGGCCACAUGACGUUCGAGGACUUCCUGGACAUGAUGUCUGUCUUCAGCCACAAGGCACCACGAAGCGUGAAGACCGAAUAUGCUUUCCAAAUCUUCGACUUCAACGAGGACGACAUGAUAUCUACCGAGGACCUAAAGCAAGUCAUCGGUCGACUGACACAGCGAGGCGGGCAGGUCUUUGCCGACUACGAGGUCAAGCAGCUGGUCGAAAAUAUACUCAAGGAGGCUGAUUUGGACGAAGACAGACUCCUAGCAUUUGCGGAAUUCGAACACGCCAUCUCGAAAGCACCCGACUUCAUGAACUCAUUCAGGAUCAACUUGUGAGUGGAGUUGUGCCCAGCGAGAAGUGGGGAGCAGCUUGCCGAGCUUACAACAGAGUAUUUCAACAAACUGCCAAAGAGUUUCUUCCGUGGACAUCACAUCUUCCUGCGGCAUUUACGUUUCACCGGUACUUCCGAAAUGUUCCUCGUUCGGGCAUUUUCAGCUCUCCUGAUUUUGGAGGCCAUGUUUACAACUUUUUUUUUUAGAGCAGACUCAUUUACAGUUUCAUGCCGCGAGCGUUUCGAUUACGUGAAGAAAAGAAACUACUCGUUCAACCCGGAAGUUGUAAAAAUUUAGCUCUAGCAAACCAUUUCGGCUGCAUGUUGAAGCACUUACAACAAGCGGUCCUUACAAAGGGUUGCAGUUCUUCAAGCUCCCGAUUGGUUGGGACAGGAGCUUAAUCUUCAACUGUGGCUAAUGUUGGCUCAUAGCAGUCUAUGUUUGUCAAGUUAUCUAAAUUGUACGGUUGCAUUACGUGAAAGUAUGGCGUGCAGGGCAGGCUGUCUGAGUGAAAAAUGGGGCGCUGUCGCACGUUCAAGCCGGUCUUCGAAUAGCGUAUUACAAUGAAUCUUGUGAUGCUGCAAUACGCACGUGAGGUUUGGGUUUUAAGAUGCAGUGUUCAGGCCUCAUUUCCAGCGUUUUUUCAGACCUGUAUAUGUUGCACUGCAUAUGUGAAACCAUUCAGGGAAGACGCGAGCUUCCUCAGAGUAUAUCAUAAAAGAUGCGGGCGUAUUUGGCAUGAAAUGUCUGAUGUAAGCAACUCAGAGCAUUGCUUGAACCGCAGUACUUCACAGCUGCAAUGGCAGCCACAAACUGAAUAUGGCUAAGGCUAAUCCUACAGACAGGGUAGUUUUCAUGCUAGUGUACUGAGGUUUGACAAGUUUUGAUGGCACGCCUGCCACAAUGCAAUGACAUCCAGUUGUAAUUAAAUGUGUGUUUAAAAGUAACCAACUAUGAAUCUCCAACCAGAGCAUUUGUUCAUAAAUUAGUAAUCGCAGUUAUGACUUCUUUUUUUUAAUGCUAGCAACAGUGUGUUGCCAAGCCAUGUGUUUGAUUUUCCUUGUGCCUGAAAGUGACAUAUGGUAGAUUGAAUAGAAGCGAAAAUAAUUUUAUGGCCUGGCUUAACAGAUUAUCUAAGUAUGUACAACUGUGACAGUCGUAUAGCUACGUACGACUUCCUGUACAUUUAUAAACGAGUACAUUAUGUUACCUUGUACGUAUCCCAUGUAGAAGAUUUUCUGUGGAGUGGUUGUAUUGAUAACACGUGUGGUUUGAAUGUAGUACUGUUCGGAGGCUCUAUGAAAAAAAAAUAUUGUUUUGUAGACGGUGCAGUGUCUGUAUAGUGAUUGCUCACAUAUUCAGUUGCUCAUUAUUUAAUCCCAUAGCAUUUUCAGAGCUGUUUAUUGACUUAUUUUUAUUUAUAAUGACUGCAUAUUUUUGUGCAGUGUGCCUUAAAAAAGUGCCUUCAUACUUAAACUGUGCUGCAGAGUGUCACAAAAUGUUUGACGGUUUUUUAGUACAAUUUCGGGUGCAAUUCUUUGCAGUAAUGAAGUCUUGUACCAAGCAAAGUAUAUUUAAAAGUGUACAACCUAUUUCAAGUUUAUUAAUAGCUUGAGUUGCAAUAGUGCUAUAUGACUAGCAUGUAUGCAAUGAAAAAAAAAAAAGGUGCCUCUGGCUUUUUGGUAACAUAAAUGUUCCAUGUAAUGAAAUACAUGUAAAAAAUGUUCACAUUAGUUCACUACACAUUGUUGGAAUUUGGUUUCUUUAAAUUUGUAAAUUUGUGAACAGUAUCAAGGAUGUGUUGACAUGAAUUUUGCAUUAGGUCACACAUUGUGAUAGAAGCUUGCUAAAAUAAAGACUCAUCUAACCAGAUUUUAUUCUGAUGUUUUUGUGAACUGCUGCAAAAGGUGAACUCUAACUUUUAUAUCUGAAAAUCCGUCCAGACUUUUGGGCUAGCUUGUCAAUGCUGAUGCUGGGACCAUAGCAUUUCAAGUGACUCAAACAUAGAUAAACAGAAAAAUACUCAAAACCUAUUGACAAUAAUGUUGAGCUGAAAGUUAGCUUGUAGUCAGAGUAUCUGUUCGCAAUGCUAGAGCGCUAUGGUUGAAGAUGUGUUUACAACCAUAUUAAUGUGAAAGUUUUUCACGAAACAUCAGGGGUUGAUUUUUGUAGGCCUUGAGAUUUUGUUCGCCGUAUUGUUUGAAGUAUUAUGUUAUGCUCAUUUAUUACCAAUGGUCAAGGCAUUAUCUUUUGCUCAUUGAUUGUCACUGAAUGCAACAGAAUGAAGGCAUUUGUGGCACAUCACUUUGGUUAUUCUCGAGAGUGCAGUUCUAGCCAGAGUUUCUUGCACAAGCGUGCGACUUUCUUGUAGUACGUCGUUUUGGCGUUUUGUGCAUUAAAAAAAAAACACUGUCAUCAUGACUGUUGAAUUGUACUGGUCUAGAAAAAGAAUUCUUGAUGUCACAUCUCAAACCAGACGAAGAAGCUCACACAAAUCAGUCGUGUGCGUCGAUUUUACAAUACGCCUUUUAUCAUGUAUAAUAUACAGGUUAAUAACAACAUGUACAUCGGGAAAAAAUAUCCGAUGCAUAAAAGGUAUAUGCACAUUCUCAAAGCGACACGCUGUAACUGCCAUAUAUGUAUGUAUGCCCAACAAUAAAGGUACAAUCUUCUUUCCUAA